GCUUCCCACUACCAUACUGACGAUCGAUCGCACACUGACCACCAUAGUGGUCACUCUUCGACCAGCUGGUACGUAAGCAAUGGCGGCCGGAAUCCAACAGCAGAACGCAGCCGAGGACAUUGUGAUUGCCGGCGCCGGACUGGCCGGCCUCGCCGUCGCUCUGGGACUCCACCGGAAGGGCGUCCGGAGCGUGGUGCUGGAGUCGUCGCCGGAGCGCCGCACGUCCGGCUUCGCCUUCUUCACGUGGACCAACGCCUUCCGCGCCCUUGACGCCCUCGGGGUCGGGGACAAGAUGAGGGGCCGACAUCUGCAGCUGCAGGGGUUGCGGGUCAUGGCUUCGUCUACGGGAGAAAUAGCGCGGGAAAUGGAUCUCCGGGUGAACGGAAAACUGGGACCCCAUGAGGUCCGGUGCGUGCAGCGUAACGUGCUGCUCCAGGCGCUGGAGGAAGAGCUGCCGCCAGGCACCGUCCGCUACUCCUCCAAGAUCGUCUCCAUCGACGACCAGGACGGCGCCAAGAUCCUCCAUCUCGCCGACGACUCGACUCUCCGGGCAAAGGUGCUGAUCGGUUGCGACGGGAUCAACUCAGUGGUUGCGAAAUGGCUUGGGCUCGCAAAGCCGUCCGAGUCCGGGCGCACGGCCACGCGGGGAUACGCCAGGUACCCCGAAGGCCACGGCUUCGAGCCCAAGAUCCUGCAGUUCGUCGGCGAAGGCUUCCGCGCCGGCUUGGUGCCCUGGAGCGACACCGACGUCUACUGGUUCUUCACCUGGUCUCCUGCUCCUUCCCCGGAUGCCAACGGCAAGGAGGACCGGAGCGCCGCGGCGAUGAAUCAGUUCGUGCUGACCAAGAUGAGGGGCGCCAAGGUGGGCCCCGAGGUGCUGGAGGCCGUGGAGAGGAGCGAGAUGAGCGACGUGCUCGCCGCGCCGCUGCGGUUCCGCUCCCCGCUCUCGCUCCUGUUCGCCAGCAUCAGCAAGGGGAACGUGUGCGUCGCCGGCGACGCGCUCCACCCGACGACGCCGGACCUGGCGCAGGGCGCGUGCACGGCGCUCGAGGACGGCGUCGUCCUCGCCCGCUGCCUCGGCGCAGGGGCGGAGCGAGGAUUUGGACAUGAGGAGGGCGAAGACCGCCCCUGCCUCGGCGACGCCAUCGUCGGCGCCGGCGACGGGGAGGAGAGGGAGAGGGUCGUGGCGGCCCUGCGCAGGUACGCCGGCAUGCGGCGGUGGAGGAGCGCGCAGGUGAUCGCGGCGUCCUAUGCGGUGGGGUUCGUGCAGGAGAGCGACCACACCGUGGUGAGCUUUGUGCGGGACAAGCUGCUGUCCGGGGUGCUCGCCAAGACGCUGCUCAUGAUGCCGGACUACGAUUGCGGCAAGCUCUGAAGUGUAUGUACUGCCGUUUUUCUGCAGGGUGGAUCACCAAUCACGUAAUUUCUGUC
Molecule: messenger RNA, 1431 nt
Organism: Triticum urartu
Lineage: Eukaryota; Viridiplantae; Streptophyta; Magnoliopsida; Poales; Poaceae
Source: RefSeq, a predicted model, not a curated record